AUGAGGGGUGAACUUUGCCUCUUCGCCUACGCUGUGCCCAAGUGGUUCUAUGACGAGCGCAAUACUCCUAAAAGGGAGACGUUCUUGCGCCUCUUCGGCAGCUCACCUGCUCCAUGGAUGCUGAAGACCCCCGAGACGGUCUUGGGCCGCGCCAAAGACCUGCUCACCAAGGGCCGCGUCUACCUCCUUGUGCACAAUAACUGCUUCCACUUUGCCUUUUACUGCAAGACAGGACGCCAAUAUUUUGGUCCAGUCGCUUUGGUAGUGGACACUUCGGCGGCUGCUAUUAUGCCAUCAGACGAUGGGCCACACUUGGACCGCCGAAACGGCACGGCCAGAGUCGUACCUCCACCUCCAGCUCCAGCUCGACGGCGCAGGUCACGCGAAUGGUCACUUCCACAGCCAAGCUUCAGGACAAUAGCGGCGGUAGGGGCGGGGCUGGCGCUCGUCGCCGUACUGCCGGAAUUGGCCCCUGUUGUGCCGGAAUUGGCGCCGGUAUUGGCCCCUUUUGCCAUAUUAUAA
Miscanthus lutarioriparius is the source of this 522-nucleotide messenger RNA. The record is from the annotation of a GenBank genome assembly. Lineage: Eukaryota; Viridiplantae; Streptophyta; Magnoliopsida; Poales; Poaceae.